Messenger RNA from Corticium candelabrum, 1000 nucleotides. RefSeq lists its product as uncharacterized. Lineage: Eukaryota; Metazoa; Porifera; Homoscleromorpha; Homosclerophorida; Plakinidae. The record is from RefSeq and is a predicted model, not a curated record. The transcript has a single exon. Bases 13 to 849 code for a protein of 278 amino acids.
GAUAUUACUGAAAUGAUUCAAGUUCCAACUAAACUACAACAGAGGCUGACACGGCAACACGCUAAAGAAAAGAUGUCAGCAAUGAUCGAGAAGGCCCCUUCCCAGCGAGAUGCAGCUAGGCUAAGAUCGAUUCAAGGCAAGGGCGCUGGAGCCUGGCUGAAUGCUAUGCCCACCUCAAAUAAGCUCGCACUAGUUUCCCGCGAUUUUCGUUUGGCGGCUUGCUUGAGAUUGGGGUUAGCCAUGCCCUUCGAUGGCUGUAUUCGUCAGUGUGACUGUGGUUCUUUUCUGGACAGUUGUGGAUACCAUCUCCUAACAUGUAAGUGGGGCGGUGGUCCAGUCUGGACCCAUGAGUGUAUUGCCAAUGUAUGGUCAGACUGUCUGCGCAGCUUACAAAUGCACCAUCACAGAGAGCCACGUCAUCGAUACAUUACAUCUGACAACCGCCCUGACAUAACAGUUUUCGAUGUUGGAUCAGGGUCCAACACAGAUUUAGACAUUUCGCUAGCACAUCCCUGGAGCAGUGAAGUAAUUUCAGCAUCAGCAUCUACGGAAGGUGCUGCAGCAUCCAGGAGAGAGCAGAAGAAAACGGAAAAAUAUAGCAGAGAACGACUUCUUGGUAAGGAAACAGUGACAGCAGUCCCACUAGUCUUGGAACAUUUUGGUCGAUGGGGACAACAAGCAGAAAUGUACCUACAGCAUUUGUCAAGUAGAUCAACGGAUGCCUAUGGAACAACAAAUGCCUCCUCAUUCAAGACACAUUGGAGGGAGCGCAUGUCCAUUCAGCUACAAAAAGCCAAUGCUCGAGUCAUCUACAGGAAAGUGGAGAGACUUUUAGAUGAUGCUAGUUAAUUUGUGUUUUUCCAAGGCCAUUUGGCCUUUACUUUUUUUUUUAGUAAAGGAGCAAGCACGUGUGUAGUUAAUUGGACUGAUGAGGACAUUGUGUUGUAGAGGAUUUAGCCUCCAUCUGUACGUACUUUGUUCUAUUGAAUAAAAUACCUUU